AAAACGCAUUAUUUGAGCAGUAUGUGUUUGAUGUGUUGACUUUGAGAUUCAACUAUGCACGCUGGAAUACAAAAAAAGACUUAAACAGCUGUUGGGAGUUACAACAAUAAUUGUACAUUUUUUAGAAAAGACUAGAUUUCGUCUUCUGAACCCGUCUUUGCAGUUCACAAUGAUGCGUGCAGCCGUCGGUAUCUGGAUCUUAUCAGCAGUGAUCUGCGUGGGGAGAGGCCAUCACUCUGAUCAUGGCAACCAUAGUCACCGUGGUCGACCAGAUCAAGACACUGCACCAGACGGCCGUGCCAACAGCUUCCUUCAGUUCUCCAUCAAGACUUCCAACACAUUGAAUGAUGUGUUGAUGGAAAUGGGAAUGACGCACAUGUUUGGUGAACGUGCGGAUUUGAGUGGCAUUUCAGAUGGGAACCAACUCUCAAUCUCGGAAGUUGUUCACCAAGCUACCCUGGAUGUCGAUGAGGCCGGAGCCACCGCUGCAGCCGCCACUGGCGUUGGCUUUAUUAAACAGUCCUUCCACCAAAUCCCUGUCUUGAAGUUCAAUCGUCCAUUCAUGGUUAUGAUCACUGAACGCAACACAGAUAAAGUGCUCUUCAUGGGAAAGAUUAUUAACCCAAACCUCUGAUGGAACAGGCAUUUAAUGUUUGCUUGGGGUUUGCUGUUGAAUCACAUAUAAAAUACUGAGAAAAUCAA
Messenger RNA from Gasterosteus aculeatus aculeatus (three-spined stickleback), 702 nucleotides. Lineage: Eukaryota; Metazoa; Chordata; Actinopteri; Perciformes; Gasterosteidae. The record is from RefSeq and is a predicted model, not a curated record.